Symbiodinium necroappetens is the source of this 918-nucleotide messenger RNA. NCBI's taxonomy places the organism in Eukaryota, Dinophyceae, Suessiales, Symbiodiniaceae. The record is from the annotation of a GenBank genome assembly.
AUGCGGUACUGUCUCCUUCUGGCAGGCUUGAGCCGCCUCAGCCGCGCUUACGCUCAAGACGACUGUCACGCAGGUGAGCUACAGCUGCUGCAACGCAAGCUGGAUCUCGAGACUUCGGUGGCGAGUUCCACGGAGCCCUUGGUCUUGCCACAGCUUCGAGCUGCCGAACCCAUCAAGUGGCUGCACAUCCCCAAAUGUGGAACCUCCUUCUUGAAUGCCUUGAUUCACCUACCAUCGGUUUGCCCUGGUGUGAACGCAUCUUACCGCGUGGAUGACAAAGUGCUUGGCAAGCACUUCGAGGAGGAGUUCUUUCGCGAGUGCCCCGAGGUCUGCAAUACAAGCAAGUUCAACUGCGACUACGGUCACCAUGAAGGCAUCGGAACAAGCUACGAGAUGGAGCUGAAAGGUCACCUGGUGACCAUGCUCAGGGAGCCAAAGCAACGCAUCCUCUCAGCGUUUCAUGAUCCAGUCUGGACACACGGCGUUGCCGGUGAAAGCGCGGCCAGCUAUGCGGAGAAGCAGCGAGGUGGCAUGACGUGUCAAGUGAUGCGCGACGGCGACAUGGACCCACCGCCCAAGGAGUGCCAUGAGCUGACAGAGGCCGACGCGAGAUUGGCAGCAGUCAGGCUGCGGGAGGGGUUUGCGUUUGUCGGGAUCACGGACGAGUGGGACUUGUCCAUCUGUUUGCUCCACCGCAUCUUCGGAGGAGAUUGCCUGUUGUCCGACUUCGAGGACAACAGACCGAGCGUGGAGGGCGCCAAGCACUAUCACAUCUACAAUAUCUUAGAACUGGAGGGCUAUGAAGAUCCCGUGGACCGCAUCUUGUACAACGAAGCCAAACAGAUAUUCUUCGAGAAGCGCCUGGCCUACAAUGCGACCCCGGCAUGCAAAACAUCGGAUUCGGGCUUUGGCUUGUGA